AUGUACCCCCUCGCGAUAAUCUCUCUCGCUCUUUUCGCCACCCACGCGUCCGCAUCGGCAACCACCCAUGCGCCUCGAUUCACGCACAUAUUGACCACUGUCGGCCAAUUGGGCGGUUUCGACUCGGGAGACUUUCCGUCUCAGUGUACGUCCGACUGCAAGGCGCUCGCCGACACUGCCAGCUGCGACACAACCGACGUCGGCUGUGUCUGCAACGAGAACGUGAACAAGGGCUCGCAGUCGUGCAUCGACUGUGCCAUCCGGGUCGCGAACGGCACUUUGUCCCAGUCGGACAUCGACGGGUUCCAGAGCGAGAUGAAGGAUUUCGAAGACUCGUGCAAGCAAGCCGGCAAGGCACUCGCAUCGCUCACUAUCUCGUCGGACGGUGUCCUCGAGACCGGAAAGAGCGCAGCAGGGAGUGGAUACACGCUCUCGCUGGCUUCUCUAGGAGGAAUCUUGGGUGCAGCCGGAGUGUUGCUGCUUUGA
Messenger RNA from Epithele typhae, 486 nucleotides. RefSeq lists its product as uncharacterized. The record is from RefSeq and is a predicted model, not a curated record. Lineage: Eukaryota; Fungi; Basidiomycota; Agaricomycetes; Polyporales; Epitheliaceae. The transcript has 5 exons. Bases 1 to 486 code for a protein of 161 amino acids.